Molecule: messenger RNA, 726 nt
Organism: Zymoseptoria tritici IPO323
Lineage: Eukaryota; Fungi; Ascomycota; Dothideomycetes; Mycosphaerellales; Mycosphaerellaceae
Exons: 1
Coding region: 1-726 (241 amino acids)
Biological process (GO): rRNA processing; ribosomal large subunit assembly; ribosomal large subunit biogenesis
Cellular component (GO): preribosome, large subunit precursor; nucleolus
Molecular function (GO): RNA binding
Source: RefSeq, a predicted model, not a curated record
AUGCCCAAAUCGAAGCGCUCCCGCGUGGUGCAUACCUCAGUGGUGCAAAAGAAGCCCAGCAAAGAGAAGGCCUUGGCACUCUUCGAAGCCGUUCAGCAUGCAGCCGAUUCAUACGCCCACAUCUUCGUCUUCGACGUCGAGAACAUGCGCAACACAUAUCUCAAAGACGUGCGCCAGCAAUUCUCCGACAGCCGAAUCUUCUUUGGCAAAACAAAGGUCAUGGCCAAGGCAUUGGGACAGACACGUGAGACGGAACAUGCGCCAGGAUUGUGGAAGUUGAACCAGUACUUGAAGGGCAGUGUGGGAUUGCUGUGCACAAACAGGGCGCCAGCGGAGGUGUUGCAGUACUUCGAGGGAUACGUCGAGGUGGACUUUGCAAGAGCAGGAACCGAGGCGAGCAGGACCUUUACUAUUCCAGCUGGCGUGGUGUACUCGCGUGGAGGCGAAGAGGCGAUCGAGGACGACGUUGCGCUGCCGCAUUCACUGGAGGUCACGGUGCGCAAGUGGGGGAUGCCGACACGUUUGGAGAAGGGCAAGGUUAUGCUGGAUCAGGAGCACACGGUCUGUCAAGAGGGCAAGGAGCUGAACAGCCAUCAGACAGCGCUGCUGAAGCUGUUUGGCGUGGCGACCGCGGAGUUCAAGGUCGAGGUACAAGCGUACUGGAGCGCGGCGACGCAAGACGUUACGGAGGUGGCUAAGGCCGCCGGCGCUAUGGAGGAGGGUUGA